Aspergillus calidoustus is the source of this 609-nucleotide messenger RNA. The record is from the annotation of a GenBank genome assembly. Lineage: Eukaryota; Fungi; Ascomycota; Eurotiomycetes; Eurotiales; Aspergillaceae.
AUGCCUGCCCCCCUACUCACUGUUGCUGAGCCCGUUCUGCCCGUGCGAGAGCUCGGGGCAGAUGAGCAAUAUGUCAUGACUGCCUUUGAACGUCACGCCAACCACUGCUACCAGUGCAAUGACCCUCUCCAAGUCCAACAGGAGGACCGCGCACUCUGUGACCGUGGACACCAAUAUGCCAUCGACGUUGCCGCCUAUCUGUACUCGAAGAAUGGAAAGGCCUACUCCGUCAUCGACCGUGACCUCAACCAGCCUACACUCGUCAAGAUCCCACGCGACUACGUCGCUACCCGCGGGCUUCUCCUCGCCAUCGAGGAUGGACUCCGUCUGCAGCGCAAGGAAAAGGUUCGCAAGCCGGUGAUUGUUGACGAGCCCGGCGCACCAAUCAUCAGCUACGACCGCACAUACCCCGUCCCUCCUCGUCGCACAUCAACGGUUACAGAGAUCAUCGAGCGCGAGCCCCGCAAGAGCCGCCGUGUCAUCGUCUACCCUUCCCCUCACCGUGGCUCCCCAAGCAGGGGAUCCUUGUACGACUCCGACGCCGCUGACCGCGUUGAGCGAGUCAAGGAGUCUUCGCGCGUCUACCGCAAGACUGACUACCGUCGCUGA